CGGCAGAGGAAAGUGAGUUCGGAGUGGGCCAAUUUGAGAAGAGUGCGUCUGCAAGAAGCAGUGAUCUUGGUGGAAGCUGGCAAUCCCUCUAUUCGGUCGAUCACAUCUCUGCAUCUCUUUUUUGCCAAUUCCACUUGUGCUUCUGCUUCCUUUCUCAUUCUUCCUUCCUUAUCGUGCUCUCGCUUCUGCUAGUCUAGUGCUUUACAAAGACAAAAACAGUAGCUUUUGACAGACAUACAGGCCCAUUACAGGCCCAAUAGCUUCUGAUCUUCAUUUUACUUACUUGGAGUUGGACUGGCCAGGCCCCUUAGCCUAUACUAAAGAUCUUUCUUUCUUUCUUUUUCACCUCCCAACUCCAACUUUCACUUUCUUUUCUUCAAUCCCCUCAGUGACAGAGAGAGCAGUGCAGCAGACGAGUCGACACUCCGGAACCUUCUCUUCUCUUCUCUGCAAUGGCCGCUGAAGAGGACUCCAUUGAACAAGUAGUUGCAGCACGUCAAGAGAGGCUAAGAGCUCUUAAAGCUGCGCAGGAACUGUUAAACACUCCAGAUGAGGAUUCCUCUCUGGUUGACUCUAAUGCUGACGAAGACAAUGAAACUAGCGAAGAAACCAUGAAAUUCCGAAAUUAUGUUCCUCAUGAUAAGAAGCUUCAGGAGGGAAAGCUUGUUCCACCAGUCCUACCAAAGUUUGAAGACCCUGUUGCAGCAGUAACUUCUCCCUCAGAGAAGAAAGAGGACCCGUUUGUGAAUAUUGCUCCUAAAAAACCAAACUGGGAACUUCGCAGGGAUGUGCAGAAGAAGCUUGAUAAGCUUGAAAGGCGAACCCAAAAGGCAAUGUGUAAACUUAUGGAGGAACAAGAGAAGCAAAAGCAAUUGGAUGAAGAUGGCAGAAAUGGUGCAGAAGACUAGUAUGACCAGCUGCAAAUUGGCAUAAUGUAACGAACGGCAUUAGCAGAUAGAAUGACCAGCUGCAGUUCCAGCCUGGAGCGAUGUGUGGUCUAUGAUUCUCCACCUCAGGAUAUUUGUGAUCUCUGCUUGAUGAUGCUGUUGGUUUUGCUAGGCCUAGGGAUGUUUGUAUUGACAUUGUUUGUUAGUUUUUGUUACUUGGGCUUUUUGUUUACGAAGUUAAUUCUACAUUUGUCCAAAUAUUUACAAUUUGCCCUUCAAAAGUAAAUACCCGUUGUUGAAUCCAAUUAA
Prunus dulcis (almond) is the source of this 1196-nucleotide messenger RNA. RefSeq names its product coiled-coil domain-containing protein 12-like. Bases 453 to 908 code for a protein of 151 amino acids. Gene Ontology annotation, cellular component: post-mRNA release spliceosomal complex; U2-type spliceosomal complex. Lineage: Eukaryota; Viridiplantae; Streptophyta; Magnoliopsida; Rosales; Rosaceae. The record is from RefSeq and is a predicted model, not a curated record. The transcript is spliced from 5 exons.